Eucalyptus grandis is the source of this 808-nucleotide messenger RNA. RefSeq names its product microsomal glutathione S-transferase 3. The transcript is spliced from 4 exons. The coding region runs from base 142 to 597 and encodes 151 amino acids. The record is from RefSeq and is a predicted model, not a curated record. NCBI's taxonomy places the organism in Eukaryota, Viridiplantae, Streptophyta, Magnoliopsida, Myrtales, Myrtaceae. Gene Ontology annotation, cellular component: membrane; endoplasmic reticulum; nuclear envelope. Gene Ontology annotation, molecular function: glutathione peroxidase activity; glutathione transferase activity.
ACCUCAGAAACUCCGAAAAGUCAACUCCAUACCCCCUUCUUCUCAAGUUCCGACACGCACAUCAUCAUCUGGCAGCGUUCGAAUCCAGAAAUCAGGUUUAGAUCAGAGUCACAGCAGUUCGAGAGAGAGCGAAAGCGAAAGAUGGAGGGGAUGCUGCUGCCCAGGGAGUACGGAUACGUGGCCCUCGUGCUCGUGUUCUACUGCUUCCUCAACUUCUGGAUGGCUGCCCAAGUCGGCAUGGCUCGCAAGAAGUACAAGGUGUUUUACCCGACUCUCUACGCCUCCGAAUCCGAGAACAAGGAAGCCAAGCUCUUCAACUGUGUCCAGAGAGGGCACCAGAACUCGCUGGAGAUGAUGCCCAUGUUCUUCAUGCUGAUGAUUGUCGGCGGGCUGAGGCACCCUUGCGCUUGCGCUGCUCUCGGAGUCCUUUACAUCGUCUCUCGCUUCUUCUACUUCAAAGGCUACUCCACCGGCGACCCCCAGAAACGCCUCAAGAUCGGGAAGUACGGGUUCUUGGCGAUUAUGGGGCUGAUGGUCUGCACAAUUUCCUUCGGAGUUGGCCUGCUUCGUGGAGGCGAACCUCGCACCAUGUUUUAGACCGCACCUGCUCUCUGUUGUUGGCUUGUACUCUUUGUCGACAGGAAGAUGUCUCGUUUAGUUUUUGCUUCUUUGGCAUGUUAAGAGAGGAUGGAAUGGCACAAUAAUAACAGUUUGUUAGCUAGACCGGUUCGAUUCAGUUUGAACUGGCAGUCAUGUAGCUUUUGAAGAUUAAAUCAAUGAGAUGAGUUUGGCUUUUCCCUUUUGGGGG